GUGGAUUCUCUCAGUACUACGAGGACUGCAUCAAGGCGAGGUGUUGUGUUGAUCCUUGAGAAUUUGAAAAUUGGUUCUUGAAAACGUGAUGGCCAGAAGAAUAUUGGACUUCCUUUCUUGCAUGUGUGGGAAGUAUGUUGUGAGAAUCAACGGUAAAACUUACGUGAGACGAGAAACUAUUGGCGAAGGGGGCUUCAGUACUGUAGACCUUGUGGAAGAAGAAGGAACACGGCAGAAAUUUGCCUUGAAGCAAAUAAUUUGUCACAGCGUGGAAGAUGAAAGGGUUGCCCUGACAGAAGUGGAUAAUAUGAGAAAGUUUCAGCAUCCCAACGUAAUUUCUUAUGUGGAUCAUGAUGUUCAUCAGCGCCGAGAUGGCAGAAAGGAGUUCCUCAUCCUUCUUCCAUACUAUCCAAGGGGGACACUUUUAACAGAACUGGAGAUGAGAGGAAAAACGAAGAAUCAUCUGAGUGAAGAGGCAGUAUUGGACAUAUUUAGUGAGAUAUGUGAGGGAGUCCAGGUUAUGCAUUCAGCCAAGCCAGAGCCCUUGGCACACAGGGACAUGAAACCGGGUAACAUACUUCUGGACCAGAGUUACCACCCAGUCAUCAUGGAUUUGGGUUCAAUGACAAAUGCUGUGACUGAGGUCUCAGAUGGCCGACAAGCACGGAGACUGCAGGAUAUGGCUGCUGAAACAUCUACCAUGCCCUAUCGAGCACCUGAACUUUUCAGUGUUGACCUCCAUUCUACAGUGGAUCAAAGAACUGAUAUCUGGUCCCUGGGCUGCCUCCUGUAUGCCCUGUGCUUUUUUGAGGGACCCUUUGAUGAUGUGGUUAGACGAGGAGACAGUGUAGCACUGGCCACCGUCAGUGGAAACAUCCGAUUCCCCACUUCAUCGCCUUAUUCUAAGGGCCUGCAUGAUCUCAUCCUUUUGAUGUUACGUGUUGACUGCCGAGAGAGACCUCACAUUGGGAAAGUCCUGGACAUUGUGAAGCGUUUGCAGGGAAAGGCGGUCUCUGAAGACAGAGCCAGUGGAAGUAGAACCCAGCAAGUAUAGCAAAUACAGAAAGUGGUGGACAGUCAAUGGGUUUCCACUGUUCACUGCUACUCCCUUCAGCUUCCCUACAGCUGAUAUAUACUAUUAAAAAGAAACAGUUUUCUAGUGAUUCCUUUCUUCCUUGUGGGCUGCCAACCAAACUGGUGAUCAUGGUGCUGAAUUUUUCAACAACAUGCCUGCUACAUGUCUACCACCCAUGCAUUUCUUUCUCUGAUCAGAAAGAGCACUUGAAUGAGUUCUCACCUGAUUUUUGGAACAGCAAUGAGGAAUAACCCUUCUUGGUAGAUGUGUCUGAUGGUGGUAGGGACUUUUACCUUCAUUUCAAGUUGAAAUGCAUCUGUGAUCUUGCACAAAUAUCAGGCAGUUUUUUGGUCAAAGACUGAGGAAUAUUCUUGUUUGUUAUACAUUGCUUUUCUUGGCCUAUGCAUGCCCAAUGUAUUUUAUUACUACAGUAUUACUAUGAAUUAUGAUACCUAUUUCCUUUUUCUUUUGCUAUUAAGCAAUGAAGCUUUUAUGUUACUCAUGCAUCUUACUUUUCUUUUCUAAAUCCUGUCAUAAAUUGGAAAUAUAUUAUUUUAAAAAUUGUCAAGUAUCACAAUUAAUUUAUAUCAACACCCU
Molecule: messenger RNA, 1672 nt
Organism: Darwinula stevensoni
Lineage: Eukaryota; Metazoa; Arthropoda; Ostracoda; Podocopida; Darwinulidae
Source: the annotation of a GenBank genome assembly